This is a messenger RNA of Notodromas monacha, 300 nucleotides long. The record is from the annotation of a GenBank genome assembly. NCBI's taxonomy places the organism in Eukaryota, Metazoa, Arthropoda, Ostracoda, Podocopida, Cyprididae.
AUGCGUCAAUUGUGGCAGUGGAUCGCAACUUUUCUGGUGGAAAUCUGGGUGAAGGGACGUGUAGUGCGAGUGUGUGUUGGUGGAGUGCAGUUGUGCGUGUCGCGGAGUGACGUGUUCCUGGCGAGCAUGCCCGCGGCGGACAGUGGUACCGCUCGGCUUUUGCAGAACCAGCACGUCGUGAACGGCCACGACGACUUCCGACGCCAUUACGGGACCAAUGGGAGAUUAACUGACUUCUUUGGUCUCUCGUUCAAAGUUUGCGUGUUGAUGCCUCAAUUUGGUGCUGUGUUGGGGAAUUGA